ACGGUCCGGGCGCGAGCUGAACGAGCCGAAGAGCCGCGUGAGAGGCGGAGGGGGAAGCGGCCAUGCGGCUCUGACACACACACACACACACUCUCACACACACACUCUCGCUCACACACACACACGCCUUCAUUCUCGCCUCCGUCGACGAGGAGCAGCAGCACAUCGCACUUUUAAAGCCUCGCUCUCAGCGGCUCGCGCGAAACAGCUCGUGUAUGCAUGCGCAUGCACGCGGACCGUCGCGAGCCCGAUGCGUUGUUCGCUCCGAGCAGCUCCGGUGAACCGGCGAUGACCGAGCGAGGCUCACUUUCAGCCCCAGCAGCAGCAGCCCGAGCGCCCGCAGCAGCAGCAGCAGCAGCAGCCGCGGCGGCGGUGGUGGUGGUGGCGGCGGCGGUGUGAGCCCCGUGAGCAACUAACCUAACUAUAUAACCCACCAGCAGCUAUAUUAUAGCCCGGGACAGCGCACUUUCAGCCUGUUUCACCCCGAUUUAUCCCGCUUUAGCCCGUUUUUAGCCCGUUGUUCUCGCUCUAGCCCGGGUCCACAGCAUGCAUGCCAGCGUUCAGACAGCGGACCACCACCUCCAGCACCAGCAGCAGCAGCAGCAGCUCCAACCCCGGGACUGAGCGCUCUCUCUCUCCGGUUAAAGCGCCUGCUGAAGUUUUCCUCCUCCUCCUCCACCUCCUCAACUCAAACUUACCCAGCAGCGCUGCUCUCCCUCCGCUCAUCCUCUCUUUAUAUGCUCUCCAGCUCUCCUGCGGUGAAAGUGAGCAGUGGAGCUGAGUCAUGAUGGAUCAUCUCAGCGACGCCUGCCUGGGGAAGGAGAACUGUGAACUGGUCAGCAACCUGAGCGAGGCCAAGCCUCCUCCGGCCAAACUGGCCAGACUGGAGCAGAACGGCAGCCCUCAGGGCCGCUCGCGCCUCGGCAGCACCGGGGCCAAACUCUCCGGAGCCAGCUUCAAACCCUCCACACACCUGCUGAAAGCCUGCCACAAGAGGGGUAACAUGCUGCCAGUGUUCUGUGUGGUGGAGCACUACGAGAACCCUAUAGAGUUUGACAGCAGAGAAGAGCAUGCCGAGUUUGUGCUCGUCAGGAAGGACAUGCUCUUCAAUCAGCUGAUCGAGAUGGCACUCCUCUCGCUGGGCUACUCACACAGCUCUGCUGCCCAAGCUAAAGGUAUGAUUCAGGUGGGGAAGUGGAACCCCGUCCCUCUCUCUUACGUGACGGACGCCCCCGACGCCACAGUGGCUGACAUGUUGCAGGACGUGUACCAUGUGAUCACACUGAAGAUCCAACUGCACAGUUGUCCUAAACUGGAAGACCUGCCUCCAGAGCAGUGGACCCACUCGACAGUAAGAAACGCCCUCAAGGAGUUACUCAAAGACAUGAACCAGAGCUCUCUGGCUAAAGAAUGUCCCUUGUCACAGAGCAUGAUAUCCUCCAUUGUGAACAGUACUUACUAUGCAAAUGUGUCUGCGGCGAAGUGUCAGGAAUUUGGACGUUGGUAUAAACAUUUCAAGAAGACAAAAGAUAUGAUGGUCAUGCGCCAACCCUCCCAGCUGGAGGGCUACCUGGGGACGUGCGUCCUCCACGACAGCCCACGUGCCACCACAGUAGCUGAAAUGGACGGUUUAUCAGACCUUUCCCCGCCCGGAACCAAUCACCUGAGCUUCAGUCAGCAGCCCAUCCCGGGCAGCACAGCGGAGCAGCCCCCAUCCCCCGUGCCCCUGCCCCACAGCGGCCAGGCCCCGGGCCGCGCCCAGCUCCCCGGCCUGCACCCCGGCCUGGUGUCCACCCCCAUCAGCCCCCAGCUGGUCAACCAGCAGAUCGUCAUGGCUCAGAUCCUGAACCAGCAGUACGCUGUUAACCGGCUCCUCGCCCAGCAGUCCCUCAACCAGCAGUACCUGAACCACCCGCCCGUCAGCCGCGCCCUCAACAAGCCCCUGGACGGCCAGGUGUCCUCCAACACAGAGGUGUCUUCAGAGAUCUACCAGUGGGUGCGGGACGAGCUGAAACGAGCCGGCAUCUCCCAGGCCGUGUUCGCCCGCGUGGCCUUCAACAGGACACAGGGUCUCCUCUCAGAGAUCCUGAGGAAAGAGGAGGACCCCAAAACGGCGUCUCAGUCUCUGCUGGUCAACCUCAGGGCCAUGCAGAACUUCCUGCAGCUUCCCGAGGCCGAGCGAGACCGAAUCUACCAGGAGGAGAGAGAGAGGAGUCUGACAGCAGCUUCCGCUAUGGGUCCUGCUCCUCUUAUCAGCACACCCCCAUCCCGCCCUGUCCAGAACCAGAGUGUAGGAGUGAACCAGAUGCUGCUUUCCAGUUCAGAUCCCAUAAUCAGAUGCUACUCCGACUUGCCCAGAAGAGAAGAAUGCAACAACGUCAGACCUGAGGACUGGAACCCGAGGAUUCCAGUGGGCAUUUCUCCUAAGGCGUCUCGGGUCCCUGCCCAGGUGAAGCCCUCUCCUCUGCCAGCGGAGUGGAACGGCAAGCAGGAGAGCUCAGUCCUGAACAUCAACUCCUCCAUCUACGACGAGAUCCAGCAGGAGAUGAAGAGAGCCAAGGUGUCGCAGGCCAUGUUUGCCAAGGUCGCCGCCUCCAAGAGCCAGGGCUGGCUGUGUGAGCUCCUGCGCUGGAAGGAGGACCCGUCUCCGGAGAACCGCACGCUGUGGGAGAACCUGUCGAUGAUCCGGCGUUUCCUGAGUCUGUCUCAGUCUGAGAGAGACGCUAUCUACGAGCAGGAGAGCAACGGCGGCCAACAGCAGCACCACACAGACCGACCAGCACACCUGCUGCACAUGCCCAGUGAACCCCUACAGUCUCAAGUCCACCAGCCUCCCUCGUCCCAGCACCAGCACCAGCCCCCCCUGACCCUGCAGCACCCGUCCCAGCCCCUGCUGCCCCAGCAGGUUCCUCAGCAGCAGCUCCAGACAGGCCCCCGCCUGCCCCCCCGCCAGCCUUCCACAGCCUCCCCGGCCGAGGCGGAGGACGAGGGCCGCGCCAAGAGCCGCCAGCAGGGCAGCCGGAUCUCCCUGGAAGCCCUGGGCAUCCUCCAGAGCUUCAUCCAGGACGUGGGCCUGUACCCCGACGAGGAGGCCAUCCACACGCUGUCGGCGCAGCUGGACCUGCCCAAGCACACCAUCAUCAAGUUCUUCCAGAACCAGCGCUUCUACAUCAGCCACGGAGCCAAGCCCAAGAGCCCCGAGCAGGACGAGGGCCUGACGGACUUCAAGGAGAGCGAGCUGCUGAAGGAGCUGGACGAGAGCACGCAGACCAACAGCACCAUCUUCUCCAUCAAGAUGGAGGAGCACCACCUGGCCAGCGAGGCGCAGACCCUGGCCGAGCAGGAAGUGAAAGAAUGAAGAAAAGAUCCAUCAUUUUUUCUUUCUUUCUCUCAUUUAUCUCUCAUUCUUCUCUCUCUCUUUCUCUUUUAAAUCUGCCUUACAGCAGUAUAUAGAACUAACUGUAAGACUCUCCACGACCCAGGACUGAGUAAUACUACAGAAACGAAAAGAAGAAGAAGUAUUACCUUUUACAUUUUGUAAAGCCCUGUAUUAUUAUUAUUAUUAUUAUUAUUAUUGUUAUUAUUAUUAUUAUCACUGUAAAGAAAAAUCGCGCAUCAUUUAAAUAACCUGCACAAACAAACAAAUGAAAAAAAAGUACAAAAAAAGGAAAAAAAAAAUCUUGAAUAUGUUGCCGUGAAUAUUUGCUGACUGCACUUGAUGUCUGUUGUUUUUACACUGAACUUCUGACUUCUGAACUUCUGAGCUACUGAUUUUAAAAGAGGAAAAAAGAAAAAGUCAGUGGAGUUUGAUAGACUUUGAUAGAUGUUUACGUACGUGGUGUUAACUGGAAUUUUACCUUUUUAAUUUUUUUGGUUUUGUUAUAUAUUUUUUGUUUCGUUUUGUUUCAAUUUUAAUGCAACAAUUUUUUUUUUUUUUUUUUGCCCUGAAACUGGUGGAAACAGAGGAGAAAAGGCCUUAACGGUGAGGUACUCUUAUAGGCUUAUAGUCCUUAAAAUGAAAAAAAAGUAAGGAAGUAAGGAAGGAAGAAGAAGAAGAAGGAUCUCACUCUGGAAACUCACUCUCUGAGUGUUGGAGAAUAGCUCAAUCUUUACUUAUUAUUAAUUAUCGUUAUUAUUAUUCUUAUUAUUAUUUGUUUCUGAAGAAAUAUAAAUAUAUAUAUAGACAUAUAUUAAUUGUAAAGAGAAAAAGAAGAAAAGCGGAAUAAAAACGAAUAAAAAUAUACAGUCUUAAAGAAACUAUGCCAACAAAUGCCUUGUACUAUAUGGCACUGCCGAUGUUAGAUUAUUUUGCGAACCUUUGUCACUGUAAUUCUGUAAUUUUCAGGAUUUUCACACAGUUGGAAAUGUGAAUCACAGACCUCCUCCUCCUCGUAUUCCUCUUUGUUCCCCUUUAUCUCCCCCUCUUCAUCAUACUCCUCCAUUAUUUAUUUGCAGAUCAUGCUGUGUUCUGAUGUUCUGAUGUAAUUAUGUUUUUUAAAAACUUUCUGUUACUGUUACAUAGCGCUUUUUAAUUUACACAGAUUUUCUUUGUUUUUUUUUUUUUUGUUUAAUUUCCUAUUUAUAAAUGUAAUUUCGAUGGGCAGUAAAAUCAAAAAGUGUCUUAACGUUUUAAAUGGAGAAAUGUGCUUUAACAGUUGCCUAAAAAGUGCUGUAUGUCGAGCAACUCAUGCUACUCAAGCUUCUCACGAAUUUAUGUCGUAUGCAAUUUUUACUAUCAUGCAAAUAAGCUUAGGAGAAAUGACUAACCCUAUAGACGACCACCUUAGAAAGAGAGAAAAAAAAAAACAUAUGCAAUUUGUGUGAAAUCGAUGUUUGCGACGUGUCUUCCUUUGGUUAACGACCCGAACGACUCAAAGCUAUUCCUGUAUAAAAACCUUCUGUACAAAAAAACAAAAGUGUUUCUUUUUUUAUGAGUUUAUUGCAAUGAGAAAACACCAGUUAUUUUGUUACGACUGACUGUUUUAUAAGUGUUUCUCGGUUUUUCUUUCAGCAGAACUGUUCUAACUAGGAGUGGUUAUUGAUUGUUAAUGACACAAUUAAACUGUUUGUAUUGUACCCCAGAAUCUUGGCGUUAAUGUCACCAUGUGCACGGAGUUUACUGGAUCAGAAACAUGUAUCGAUGUAGCGAUAAAUGCAAAAUUACAUAUAUUUAUCGCUUAUAUUUUAAAUGCUGUUACAUUGAAAUACUAUAAUACCAGAAUGAUCCACAUGACCCCGCCCCCUUUUAGAGCUGCUCUCUCUCUCUGUCUCUAUCUCUCUCUCUCUUCCUCUUUAUUUCUCUUUAUGGCUGUUUGUUUCCUAUUGCGAGCACGCUUGCAGGUAAAUAAGCGGCUGGUGUUAAUGCCUCGUUAAUGAGCCCAUCUUCAGGGAGAGGAGGUGUAAAGAGAUGCAGGUGCUGCGUGUGACCCCUCGCUGAACCCCGCAGCCUCACCUGUUCGCACCUGCGCGACGAGGUGUCACCCGGGCUGGGCCCUGAGCCGCGGGAGAGCCGAGAUUUCGCUCUGAUGCUGAAAACAAACUGGCUCGGAAACUUCCUGAAGGCCUGAUGCUCCUUUUAGUAGAGUUUAGCCUCUAUUUUAUGUUUUUUUAGGUGUUUCGAGCUGUUGUAGCCAGUGGAAAAAUUUGAUUUAGCGAGGUUAACUCUUAAAAAGUCCUUAAAAAGCACUUAAAAAAUGUCUUAAAUUUGUAUAUCAAGCAUUGAUUUGUCUUAAAAUUAAAAUCCUCCCCCAUUCUUGUUAGGCCAAUUCAGCUGCUACUCAGCUGUAUAUCCCCCUAUCACUACUCCAAAGGGGGAUUCCACAACACCCAGAGGGUGAAGACGAGCACAUGCCUCUUACGAUACAUGUGAAGUCACUUCAGCGACUCGGUUCUAAUACAGCAGCUCACAGAUAGACGCAGUCUUGUGCUGAUCAUCAUCACCCUAGGAGUGAUGAGGGGAAAGAAAGAGCAACAUCUACUGUACCCACCCAGAGAAAGACAAAGGCCAACUGUGCUCUCUCUGGGCUCCGGCAGCUGAUGGCAAGCUGCAUGACAGGGAUUCAAACCAGCGAUCUUGGCGAUCUCCUAAUCAUAGCGGCAGCGCUUUAGACCGCUGAACCACUUUUUAAAGUUUUAUUUUCACACAUUUUACUUGUAUAAUGUACAAAUUUGAUACUUUUAGCUGGAAUAAAUAGGCAAAUUGUUAGAUAACCCAAAUUCCUUUAUGUCAAACCUAAAAAAUGAUGUCAAAUUAAUGUAAACUGAUAAAAAUUGGCAGUGUCUAACAUUAAUAUCUCACUUCUGUUCUGGCUAAAUUACUUCUUAAUACUUUUUUUUUUUUGAGUGGUGUAAAAUUUUUUUAAAAAGACCUUUUAACAGCCUCCACCUUAAAAAGUUGCUUCUAUAUUUAAAAAUAAGACGCUUAAGUGCAUCUUAAAUACCUUGCAAUAUAGAAAUAUUGGAAUAGGAAUGUUCCUGGCCGACAAAUUGAUGCACAUCUUAAACAUUUGCUACAGAAAAAGUGUCUAAUUCACAAUUUUACAGCUUUUAAUACUUCAGGCUAAUAGAUUUCGAUGGAUUUCAACAACGUGUGGAAGCUUCUUGUCGCUUCUUCUGUACAAGAUGUGCCCUGAUGCAUGUGGUUGUUCUGCGUUCUGCUUUUAUUAUUAUGUAAUAUUUCUUUAAUAUUUCGAAUUGUCUGGGUUGGAUGUUAACACCUGUACAGAAAGUCCAGAUUUCACUCCAUUUUUCCCCACCCACGUUCCACCAAGACGCACGAGAAGAAGACGAUGAGAUAAUCCACCAGAGCCUUCACGUUUUUAACCAGAUCCGGAUCUCCAGCCCCGCCCUCGCAGGUUCUUUCAGCUGCACUGUAAAUUUAGCAUCUUUACUGUGUACAGGUGUGUAUUAUGUGACAUGUGAACAUGACUUCAAGUGUGUACAGUUGUGUACAGUAUGAAUAAGCACAUUUUGAUGAUUUCAAAUGUCAAAUAAACUUCCUUAAAGAUCA
Messenger RNA from Astyanax mexicanus (Mexican tetra), 7009 nucleotides. It is a transcript of the gene satb1b, whose product is annotated as DNA-binding protein SATB1. Gene Ontology annotation, molecular function: RNA polymerase II cis-regulatory region sequence-specific DNA binding; DNA-binding transcription factor activity, RNA polymerase II-specific. The coding region runs from base 785 to 3358 and encodes 857 amino acids. Gene Ontology annotation, biological process: chromatin remodeling; regulation of transcription by RNA polymerase II. The transcript is spliced from 14 exons. NCBI's taxonomy places the organism in Eukaryota, Metazoa, Chordata, Actinopteri, Characiformes, Acestrorhamphidae. The record is from RefSeq and is a predicted model, not a curated record.